AUGAGCUCGGCGAUUUCAAACGGAGCCUUUCCUGGUUCAGUAUUCUUGGUCGCUGAUAAAAAGAAUGGUGUCUUGUACUCGAAUAGUUUUGGAUAUUUUACCUAUGAUCAGAAUUCAACUCCAAUGAGUCUUCAAAGUAAAUUUGAUAUGGCCAGUGUUACCAAGGUCAUCUCUACCACCAGCGCCACUGCUCUCUUGUAUCAGAAGGGAUUAAUUGGAUUGAAGGAUAAAGUCACUAAAUAUUAUCCUGAUUUUGCCGUCAAUGGAAAGGGAGAGAUUACCAUUGAGAGUUUAUUGUUGCAUAACAGUGGAUUCCCUCCAGAUCCAGAUCCAUGGUAUAGCUCAACAGCAUUUGGAUGUCCAGCGACAAAAUUCUAUCAUCCACCUCAGGAGUUUACUUGUGCUUCCAAGAUUUACACUUCAUGGAUUAACCAAGUAUUGCAAAAUAAGCCUGGUCAGGUUUAUGUUUAUAGCGAUUUGUCAAUGAUUUCCAUGAUGUAUAUUAUUGGACAAGUGGUUGAAAAGAACAUGGCACUUUUAGGAAUGACUAAAGCUGAUUUGCGAGAGGAUUGUAUUCAGCAAAUUGGAUUGACAGCUCCAGGUUACGAAACAUGUUAUUAUGAAGCCUUUGUUAGAAAGCAUGUCUUUGGAACCUUGCAAAUGACAAGAAGUGGAUUUAUUCCAAAACCAGAAGAAAAGUCAACAAUUCCACCAACAUGGAUGGACAAUUCUUAUCAUCACGAGCUGAUUCAAGGAUUUGUUUCUGAUGAAAAUUGUUACGCACAGGGUGGUGUUGCUGGCCAUGCUGGUCUCUUUGCACCAAUUGUUGAUGUUUACCGUUUCAUGAACGAAUUAAUGUUCAGAACGAGAGGUGUUUUCCUCAACGAGACCACUUUCACCACAUUCACAACAGUCAAGAAUGUGACACAAAGUUCAAGAGCUUUGGGAUGGGACACCAAUGCUGAAGGAAAUGGAUCCUGUGGUUCUCUUUCUAAGAAAACCUUCUUGCACUUGGGCUUUACAGGUACUCAAGUGUGUGGCGAUCCGGACAGACAACUUUUCACCAUCUUCUUGACCAACAGAGUGUAUCCAGAUAAGGACAACAACAAAAUGUCUCCUGUAAGAAAUGCUGUCAAUUCUGAAGUACAAAAAGUCUACGACCAAUAUUAUUCUUCGUUGUAA
Messenger RNA from Naegleria fowleri, 1182 nucleotides. RefSeq lists its product as uncharacterized. The record is from RefSeq and is a predicted model, not a curated record. NCBI's taxonomy places the organism in Eukaryota, Heterolobosea, Eutetramitea, Acrasida, Naegleriidae. The transcript is spliced from 2 exons. Bases 1 to 1182 code for a protein of 393 amino acids.